AUGGUGAGCAAUACUCAUAGGAUCGAAGAGCUUGAGAAGCGAAUGGGGGAAUUAGAUGGCAUGGACGAGAGGGUCAGGGAUCUAUCCUCUUCUAGCCGUAAUUCAGGUUCGUCCGACACAAGCAAUCACAUAGCCACGCUAGAAAAGGAAAACGGCAUUCUGCUAGCCCGAAUAAUUGCGUUGGAGAAAAUAAACACUCCGACAAGUACAUCAUAUACCCCUCGGUGGGACAAGCGUAUUGCGGCGGUGGAGCGCAUGCCGAAGGACCAACAAGACUCCAUAAAUGACAUCAUAGAGGACUGCGAGGAGUCAAUUGGAGCACUCAGAGAGAAGAUGACUGAACUAUCUGCAAAGGAGAGCAGUCUGCUGAAGAGGACUACCCCUCCAACAAGCUCAAGUAGCGCUGGGAGUAAGAAGUAUGGGAAGUCGUGGCAGAGUAAGAGUGGGGGAGAGAGGAGGACAACGAAGUCUAGUUCUUCUAAUGGGACAGAUACUCCCGCAGGGAAGAAGCCACUAGCUUGUUGGAUCUGUAAAGGACCACAUAAAUCGGCAGUUUGCCUUUACUGGGGCAAGUUGAAUGCCCUCAUUGGCCAAGAGGAACAACACGAUGGAGAAGAGGAGGAUGAAGAGUACGCGCACAUGGGUGAUGUCCACCUGUUGAAUGCUCUCAAGAAGCAUGGAACAAAAGGGAAGAAGGCCCUGGGGAAGGGACUGAUGUUCGUGAACUCCACCAUCAACAACAAGUCGGCCAAGAGUGUGAUGAUUGAUACUAGCGCCACACACAACUUCAUCUCGGAGCUCGAAGCCAAACGACUGGGACUAAAGCUGGAGAAAGAUGCGGGCCACAUAAAGGUGGUCAACUCAAAGGCCUUGGCCACAAAAGGAGUGGCUAAAGGCAAAGGUGCCAUCCCGAUUCCUGCUACUGGGAGUUUGCUCAUAAUGGGAGAUACUCCUUCAAUGGUGCCUACAAAGAUGAUACCACCCCCUGGUGUGAAGUUUCUAUCAGCUUUGCAGUUUAAGAAGGGUGUGAAGAAACGGGAGCCCACUUAUGUAGCGGUACUCGCCUUGUUCGAAGAAACAGUGGAAGAGAUUGUUCCAUUAGAAAUUAAGAGAGUCUUGAAGACAUAUGGGGAUGAGAGCAUCAAGUUCCUAGACCAUGUUGUGGAACGUGGCCAAAUUCGUAUGGACCUGGAAAAGGUGAGGGCAAUCCAAGAGUGGAAAACCCCCACAAACAUUAAAGAACUACGCUCUUUCAUGGGCCUAGCCAACAACUAUAGACAAUUUGUGGACGACUACUCAAGAGGAGCGACUCCCUUGGCCAAGCUGUUGAAAAAUGGUACGAAUGCGUCCGAUUAUGCUUUGGGAGGGGUACUGGUACAAGAAGAUCACUCGGUAGCAAAUGAGAGUUGCAAGCUGUCUGAAGCUAAGAGGCGAUAUACUGUCCAGGAGAAGGAACUCCUCGAUGUUACCCAUUGCUUGCGGGUGUGGAGACAUUACUUGCUGGGGUCGAAGUUUGUGGUGAAGACGGACAAUGUAGCGCGCAUCAAAGAAAACUUGGAGAAAGACCCUGUUGUCAGAACCAUCCUAAAGCUCUUGAAAAAAGGCAAGACUCGCCAUUUCUGGGUGGAGAAUGAUCUUCUGUGGGCCAAAGGGGGCCGCUUGUAUGUUCUGAAAGCUGGAGAUUUGCAGAAGACAUUACUAAGUGAGUGUCAUGACACAUUGUGGGCGGGUCAUCCAGGGUGGAAGAGGACGCAUGCCCUUUUGAAGCAGGGAUACUACUGGCCACAGAUGUGA
This is a messenger RNA of Humulus lupulus (European hop), 1794 nucleotides long. RefSeq lists its product as uncharacterized. The record is from RefSeq and is a predicted model, not a curated record. Lineage: Eukaryota; Viridiplantae; Streptophyta; Magnoliopsida; Rosales; Cannabaceae. The coding region runs from base 1 to 1794 and encodes 597 amino acids. The transcript is spliced from 6 exons.